This is a messenger RNA of Hibiscus syriacus, 481 nucleotides long. Its product is annotated as 60S acidic ribosomal protein P1-like. Gene Ontology annotation, cellular component: ribosome; cytosolic large ribosomal subunit. The transcript has 4 exons. Lineage: Eukaryota; Viridiplantae; Streptophyta; Magnoliopsida; Malvales; Malvaceae. Gene Ontology annotation, molecular function: structural constituent of ribosome; ribonucleoprotein complex binding; protein kinase activator activity. The record is from RefSeq and is a predicted model, not a curated record. Gene Ontology annotation, biological process: cytoplasmic translation; translational elongation. Bases 78 to 428 code for a protein of 116 amino acids.
UUGUUUAUUUGUUCGGGGAAUUUUUGCCUUGGUGAGAUUUCUUUUAUUCAUUUAUUUUACUGUUAGAAGUAGGAAAGAUGUCGACGGCUGGCGAAGCUGCUUGCUCUUACGCUGCGUUGAUUCUCUACGAUGAUGGCAUCCCAAUCACUGCUGAGAAGAUUGCAACGCUAGUUAAAGCUGCAAAUGUCUCCGUUGAAUCUUAUUGGCCAAGUUUGUUUGCCAAGCUUUUCGAGAAAUGCAACAUUGGGGAUUUCGUAACCAAUGUUGGUUCUGCCGGUGCUGGUGCCCCGGUUGCCGUAGCUGCACCUGAUGCAGCCGCUGCCGGAGGUGGUUUCGCCGCCGCCGCUCCUCCUCCUGCCGAGGAAAAGAAGAAGGAAGAAUCAGAGGAAUCGAGUGAUGGAGAUAUGGGAUUCGGAUUGUUCGAUUAGGAUGGGUUGAUUACUGGUUCAUUGCACUAAACUACGAUAGUAUCACGGUUUUG